This is a messenger RNA of Maylandia zebra (zebra mbuna), 1210 nucleotides long. RefSeq names its product stonustoxin subunit beta-like. Lineage: Eukaryota; Metazoa; Chordata; Actinopteri; Cichliformes; Cichlidae. Gene Ontology annotation, molecular function: protein binding. The record is from RefSeq and is a predicted model, not a curated record.
CUCUUCAUCCUCAGUGAGACCAGCCACAUCAGGUCGAGAUAGACUCAAGCUACUCAAAUAGCAAGCUGGUAUCAAGAUGCCUAACACCAACAGAAUCAUUUCGGAGACGAGGAAGGCAGAAAAAGGAAAAAAGGCCAAAGUGGUAAAAACGCCCACAGCAGAGAAGAUCCCAGGGUAUGAGACAAAUAUCCCUGAACCCAAAUGUAGAGCUGAUCUUAUCAAAUAUUGGAUUAACUUGUCUCUGGAUGACAAAACAGCCAAUAAAAUGCUGUGGAUCACAGAAGGUGGUGCCAAAGUGGCCAGAAUGACUGAUAACCUCACGUGUCCUGUCUUGGACAGACCAGAGCGAUAUGAGUACGCUCCACAGGUUCUUUGCAAAGAGGGAAUCCUGGGAAGCCGAGGCUACUGGGAAAUGGAGUAUUCUGGAUGGGUUGUGAUUGGAGUCGCAUACGAAGGAGCUGGAAGAAGGAACAAGGAUGGGCCCUGUGGCCUGGGAGAAAACGAGGAGUCCUGGGGUCUCGGCUGGAGUGGUUCCAGCUAUCAUGCCUGGCACAACGGUCGCAUUACACAGAUUGUGGAGCUUCCCAGGUGCUCCACAAUAGGUGUAUAUGUUGACCAGCCUGUUGGUGUCAUUGAUUUUUAUGCUGUGGAGGAUGUGAUUGAGGGAGGAGAACGCAAUGGGAAAAAGGAGGUUAAACUUUUGAAGCAGUUUAAGAGCUCCUUAAAGGAGAAAAUGAUGCCAGGUUUAUGGGUAGGAACAAACUCUGACUGUGUAAUCAAAAAGAAGGAGGAAUAAAGGAGUGGAAGCAUAGAGGCAGAUUAUAAUCAUAUCUAAAAUUGAGUGGAGCUGAACUCUUGUUGGGUGAGGAGUGAAGUAGCUGUUAUCCUAUUGCAAUAAAGCUGCAAUAAGGCUGUUUUAUAUUUUACCAAAACACUACAGUAUCUCUGAGGAAAACAGAAAACAUUUUAAUCAAGGGAGCAAAGUGCAAUUAGAAGAUAUUCAGAAAGGAGUCACCUUCUGAAUGUUGUCCACACUGUUGGAUUUUUCUGAAAACACAGGACCACUCAAGGUUUAUACUAAUAUAUAUGUGUGUAUUUGUAUUUCUCUAUUGUUAUUGUUUGCUAAGAAUGUAUAUUUAGUUAGACAUAAGUGUAUGUAAAAUGUUAAAUAUGAAAAAAUGUUAAUCAAAAAUAAAGUAUGGAAAAAGGA